Molecule: messenger RNA, 5789 nt
Organism: Cyprinodon tularosa
Lineage: Eukaryota; Metazoa; Chordata; Actinopteri; Cyprinodontiformes; Cyprinodontidae
Gene: bmal2
Product: aryl hydrocarbon receptor nuclear translocator-like 2
Exons: 18
Coding region: 240-2192 (650 amino acids)
Biological process (GO): regulation of transcription by RNA polymerase II
Cellular component (GO): aryl hydrocarbon receptor complex; nucleus; cytoplasm
Molecular function (GO): RNA polymerase II cis-regulatory region sequence-specific DNA binding; DNA-binding transcription factor activity, RNA polymerase II-specific; protein dimerization activity
Source: RefSeq, a predicted model, not a curated record
AUCCCCCCCUCCCCUCCCCUUGCGCCUCUCUCAUUGCACGCCGGUAAUUUUGGUCACGUUUCCAAUCCCCUCAUCAUUAUUUAUUUCCUUCUUAUUUCGACCUCUGGCACGUUUAUCAAAUCAGCUUUACAACAUUAAACGACACUAACACAACCCUGUCCUGAUUAACCGGGGGUCGUCGACUGCCUCAUCCAUGUAUUGGAGUCCUGGGCCCCAGCGCACCGGCUCCGGCUUCAGCCAUGUCGGAACAGAGCGCAGCGGCUGGCCGCGGCGGCGGUGACAGAGCGGGAAGCGAACCGGCAGAUGACGUGCUGGUUAAGCAUGAAUCGAGCGAUUCUCUCCCCAGUUUGAUGACCCCAUCCUUAACAUCUAGUAUGUCCUUUAGCAUGGACAUGCCAAGGAAGCGCAAGGGAAGCACUGACAACCAGGAUUCAAAAUUGGCUUUAAUUAAUGAUGCUGAUAUGGAAGACGACCAAAACGGGUCCGACGGGGAGGACCAACAUGUCAAAAUUAAAUGCUACAGGGAACCACACAGCCAAAUAGAGAAGAGGAGACGAGAUAAGAUGAACAAUCUGAUCGACAAGCUUUCAGCCAUGAUCCCUACAUGUAACCCUAUGUCCCGAAAACUGGACAAACUCACGGUGCUCAGAAUGGCAGUGCAGCACCUGAAAUCCCUCAAAGGUUCAGCUAGCUCCUUUUCUGAAGUGAGCUACAAACCGUCCUUCCUUCCUGAUGAUGAGCUUAAACACCUUGUCCUCAAGGCUGCAGAUGGGUUCCUGUUUGUAGUGGGCUGUGAUCGUGGGAAAAUAGUUUUUGUCUCAGAGUCCGUCACAAAGAUAUUAAAUUAUAGUCGGAUUAACACACCAUCUGGUGUGCUCCUGGAGCAACAGUCCUCAACGGAGUUGAUCGGACAGAGCCUGUUUGACUACAUACACCCCAAAGACAUGGGAAAAGUGAAGGAGCAACUGUCAGCCUCUGAAUCACAUCCUCGAGAACGGCUAAUCGAUGCUAAAACUGGUCUGCAGGUUCAGGCUGACCUUCCCAUCGGUGCGUCACGGUUGUGUUCAGGAGCUCGGCGCUCUUUCUUUUGCCGUAUGAAGUACAACAAAAUACCUGUGAAAGAAGAAAAGGAAACCCAGGCCAAUACCUCUAAAAAGAAAGAGUCACAGAAGUAUUGCACCGUCCACUGCACCGGCUACAUGCGCAGCUGGCCAACUAGUCAGGUGGGAGCCGAGGGGGAAGGCGAAGCAGACAAGCAGGACAGCUCCUAUUUUAGCUGCCUGGUGGCGGUAGGACGCGUCCAUUCGCACUCGGCUCCGCAAAUUAACGGAGAAAUCCGAGUUAAACCCACAGAGUUUGUUACACGCUACGCCAUGGAUGGAAAAUUCACCUUUGUUGAUCAAAGAGCAACUACCAUUCUAGGUUAUCUUCCCCAAGAGUUGCUUGGAACGUCUUGCUACGAGUAUUUCCAUCAGGAUGAUUUAUUACAUUUAGCUGACAGACAUCGAAAAGUCCUGAGGAGUCGAGAGAAAAUAGAGACAAACUCCUAUAAAUUCAAAACGAAGUAUGGUUCUUUUGUCACUCUGCAAAGUCAGUGGUUUAGUUUUGUUAACCCCUGGAACAAAGAGGUUGAAUACAUAGUGUCAACCAACACAGUCAUUUCGUAUGACAACAGCCGAACGGGUCGAUCAGGACACAAGUCGGAACAGUCGGGCAAUUCCAAGGCUUCAGAAGACUGCAAGAAGUCCCUUCCAGUCAUACCAGGCAUCUCCUCUGCAUCUGGAACCAUGAUAUACGCUGGAAGUAUUGGGACACAGAUUGCCAACGAGCUACUGGAUUUUAACAAGAUGAAUUCAUCACCUUCCAGUGGGAACGUCAGUCCGUUCAGUCUUGUUCAGGAUAAAUCGCCCCAGACUCUCAAUCAGAUCAACAGUGUGCCAAAUGGAGAAACUUCUGACAUGGAGAUUCCUGGAAAGUCGAGCUCGGAGGGUGAGCCUCAAGGGGCUUCGUUCUCAGGAGGAGACUCUCUUAUGGGGGAGAGUUCCCAGCUGGAUUUGGACAGUGUUGUUGGAGCCAGCCUGAACAGUCUGAGCAACGACGAAGCAGCCAUGGCAGUGAUCAUGAGCCUGCUGGAGACCGACACAAACUUGGGAGAAACCGUAGACUUUGAAGAGAUGCACUGGUCCUUAUAGAACCUGCUCUUGGGAAACAGGAAUGCUAACUCCAAAAAAGAAGCAUUUAGGGUCUUUUAUUUUAUUUCCCCCCCCAAGACUUAAUUUAUUAGUUCUUCCCUUUCAUGACAAGCUGCACAUUUUCUGAGUAACUACAAGAUUCGUACUGGUGAUGACCUUCUCAGAUUAAGGUUGUGCCUCUGGAGCCUUGCAGCAGUUUCACACCAAUUCUAAGAAGCUCAGAAAAUAUUGAAAUUCACAUCUUUACAUCCUGGUUUUUGAGGAAAACAAAAUUUUGGAAAAGGAAAAAAAACAAAGCAAAUCACCGAGCUGAUGCUUCUGUACAGUUAUUACAAAACGUCAUGAGGAAUACAGCCUGCCACCUCUCUGUAAAGCCUCAGGAUAUAAACAUUAGGAUGGAGUCCAGCGCAGCAGGCGGAGCCUCUAACCUCCACCUUCGGGAGUGGACUCAGAUAUGGGUGCUUGGAAGGUUUCUCUGUCAGUAUCUGAACAUUUGUCAUGGCAGCAGUCCUGUAAAGCUCUUCUUUUCUACACUGUUUUAAAUAUGCUGUAUUUGUUUGGGGUUAAUGAGGGCAAACGUCACUUUUUUAGACCAUAUGUGUCUUAAAGGGACAGUUUGCAAAGGAGACCCCAGUCUUUAAUAACUGUUGAAUCAGACAUGCAGCAGCUGGGCAAACAUUUGUCCUCAUAAAUUCAGUGGAUCAACAUCAUGCUAAGCAAAAAAAUAAGUAAAAAAAAACAUUUCAAAAUGGUGACUAUGAGGUUUGGUAGCAACAGCUAAAUGAGUCACUUUCCGUUUUAUCAGUCUGUGUUUAAAGUUAUUGAUGAUAGAAGAGAUAACUCAGGGAGUUAUCCAGUUUAAGGAUUUCCAGACUUCCCUGCUUUCUGUGUAUUUUUGCCCUCCGUUUACCAGUUCACCUGUGUCUUCUCAUGCAUUAUCAGCUUUAUAGUUUAGCCCAAGGUGUUUUUUUUGUUUUUUUUCUAUUUUCAUGUACAUUUAUGCACUGAUACCUUUCUGAAGACGUGUUAAUAUUACCUGUGCUUACUGGGCGUGUGCUGUGUUGUCACUUAAAGCUGCUGUCUGUAGAUUACAUACAUUCUCUGCUAGCAUUAAUGACUUAUUAUUAUAGAUUUUGUUUUAGCCGUUUUUUUUGUUUUUUUGCGUCGAUUAAACGACACAAUGUCAGUGAUUUUUACAGCAAGAACUUGGUACAGAUGGUUGAAUUUAUCCUAUAUUUUCCAGGCUUUUAUACAUGGAUACACCCCCCAGUUAUGCUUGAAUAAAUCGCUCUUAAAAGGGUCUUAAAGAUGCCCUACAAGAAGGCCCUUGUAUAAUUGUGACUGCAUGAUGAAGCACUGUAGUCCAUUGCAACAGUAAAGCUUGUCUGAAACGGUUAUUUUGCUGCCUUGAACGUGGCUGACGCUGCUUCCUUUUCCUCGUGUCAUCCUUGCAGAAAGGAUUGAAUCUUAGCCAACUUACCAUGUUAAAUAAUUGCCAGUACUUUUGGUAGUUUAUGUUCGAUUUUAACAGGGCUGAUGUUUGGGGCCGUCCCAAUAGCUUUGCGAUAAUUUCCAACUCACUUUCAACCAUCAAGCUGUUGAUUGACCAAGCUGAAGAGUUGGGUAGGGUCCUUUUUUUAUUUUCUCAAUUUUGUGAAAUACUACAGUAUUACUGAUAGUAAAACAGACCCUUAGCCUGCUGCAGCCACUACCAUGCUUCCCAGAGCCUCACCUUGGAUUUCCUCAGAACGUAUAGAAUGGAAUGAAUCCAAUCAAAAGAAGCUGCAAAUUAUGAUACUGUUUAGCUUUUAUUCUUCCUAAGCGUCUAUUUUUUAUUUUAUUUUUUUUACCCCAAGUUGAAGCGUUUGACUCUUGUUUUUCCACACAGCAGGACUGAGUUCUCGAAGCUUUCUUUACAAUUCCUGAUUGGUCUCCUUAAAGCCUGAUCCUCGCCGCUCUGUUAAAUGUUUCUGGACUUUUCUUAAAAGCUGGAUCUGUGUUAAGAAAACCAACGACAAUCACUGAACCCUGUAAAUUCUGCCAAGAGGAGCAGAAGAAAUAUCCGCUCUGAAUUAGGCCAUGGUCUUGUUGGUAGCUACAGACAAUUGGUGGGUCCGGUUCAACUCGUGAAACGACAUUUUAGCCACAUAGCAGUCGGUUUAUUUUUAAGCUGUAUUAAUCAAAACCAAACAGCUUCUCUUUAAAGCUAAUUGAAUCUUUUUGUUCUAAGAUGUUUCCACACUGGUUAAAAGAGGGUCCAAAUGGAUCAUGAAGAGCCUCAGAAAUAAUUUUUACAUUAUUUGUGAUGGGUGUAUGUAAGCUUCAAAGUCCAUCUGGGUAAUAAUUAAGGGGCUGCUAUGCAGAGCAUUCCAUAGAUUUACAUAUUUCUCUGUAGUUCUCUUUGUAUAAAGGUUCAUGCAUGCAACCUUCAUUUUAAAACUUGGGAGUUCCUGAACCUUCCUUAAUCCUGUUGCCAUUACCUCAUGUAGAGUUGAGACUUCCUGUUGCUUAGAAUUGCACAUUUAUCUCUCUGAGAGAAAAGUAAUAGCCAUUAAUAAUAUGCUUUGUUGGUGAUCUAUUGCUUUGACUUUAAAUGUUGUUGUGAAAUCACCAAAGCACGUUAAAGAUUUGACGCACAGUCACAUUUUCCCUUAAAAUUGACCUACUUCCUGGUAUUUGUAGCCUCAUUGAAAGAAUCGGGUGUAUCGGUUGUUUUAUAAAACAUGUUCUCUAAACGUUUAAUGCCAAACUAUAGAGGAGUUUAAUUUGCUGUCUGGUAUAAUUUGCCUUUAAUACAUUUAUUUUGAAGAUAAAUUUGCUAAAUGCUGCAGAUACAACGUUUUUUUUUUUUUUUGGGUCAAAUUGUUUCGGUCUAUCUAACGAUGAAUUAUUGGAGACUUCCAUCGAUUAAUUAUUUGGGAUAUUCUGUAUUUUUUAUUGACGGUAUCUUGGGCCACGAUCUAGCAAUUUCUUGAGGACUGUUAAUGUUUAAUUUUUCCAGUAAUGGCUCCUGUUUUGUUGAUACAAUGUGUGAAUCAUGAAGUAUACCUUCUGUCAUGUUAAGCUUGAAUUUUGAGGAGCCGGUCGAAGCAGCAGCUCAACUCACAGGGGACCGUCCCACCUGUGUCCGAAGUGCCUUUGGACAUUUCUGCUCGGACACGCAUUGAAACCUGCUUUUUUCUUUGACUCCUCUGCAGACUAAACGGAGAGCUAAAAUGUAUUUCAUUGGAUUAACUUGAAGCUCCAUGGGCUGCUGUGCUCAUCAUGGAGGGAUACUUCUGCACAGAUUGGAGCAGAGGCUGCACACCAUUGCUUCAACACUCACUACCUAACCAAACAUGCAGCCCUUAGGAGUCAUGCCAUGGAUGUAGGGGGGUCUUUUUUUUUUUUGGUUAAAGGGCAAAAAUUAAUUUUGUCGUAAAGCCGUUUGGUGUCGUUACUGUGCUGCUCCCUCCAUCUCCCCUCUGUUGUUGCUGUCGUUUCCCCACAUAGAUAAUAUAUUGCUCUCAUAUCAGCUUGUUUUGCUGUGCAGGAGUGAUUGAACUUUUCAGUUUAGCUUUGUCUCAAUUUGAAAUAAAGUGUAGUUUUUGUAAGCAA